This is a messenger RNA of Funneliformis geosporum, 7929 nucleotides long. The record is from the annotation of a GenBank genome assembly. Lineage: Eukaryota; Fungi; Glomeromycota; Glomeromycetes; Glomerales; Glomeraceae.
AUGGGAACCCUUCGCAUAAGACCAUUAACAAGCGAGGAUUUAGCAAAUUUACCCACGAGAUUUCAAAAAUCAGUGUUAUCUACAACUCCAUAUGCUCAAAAUCAAGUUAUCGUGUCUAAUGAUAAGAAUGAUAAGAAACAAACUUUUAAUUACGAUUAUGUGUUUGGUCCUGAAUCCACACAAAAAGAUGUAUAUGAUAAUGCUGUCUUCCAAUUAACUGAUAAAUUUUUAGAGGGAUAUAAUGUAACAAUAUUGGCAUACGGUCAAACCUCAUCUGGUAAAACAUUCACAAUGGGUACGUCAGAUAACGGAUUAAUAGAACCGGAAUCCAAAGGAAUAAUCCCAAGAUCUAUUUCAACCUUAUUUUCUUCAAUGCAGUCGGAUCAAUAUAAAACAAGAAAAUUUUCUAUGAAGGUUUCGUUUAUUGAAAUUUACAAUGAAGAUUUAAUUGAUUUAUUUUGUGAAGGUGAAGAGGAAUCAAGACCACAGGUUUUGAUUAGAGAAGAUUUGAAAGGAAAUAUUUUAUGGAGUGGUUUACAAGAAAUUAAAGUUAAUAAUGUCGAAGAAGUAAUGGAACACUUGACGCGUGGUUCAUUAAAUCGUCAAACCGGAGCGACAGAUAUGAAUGCUCAAUCUUCUAGAUCUCAUGCUAUUUUCUCCGUAACCUUAGAACAACAAAAGUUUGCAUCUAAAUCCGGGUCUAUUCCACCACCAACUGACUCACAACAAAAAUCAGAUGAUGGUGAAUGCAUCUCUAUUACAAGUAAAUUUCAUUUUGUCGAUUUAGCUGGAAGUGAAAGAUUAAAACGUACGUCUGCUAUCGGUGAACGUGUUAAAGAAGGCAUUUCAAUCAAUUCAGGCCUUUUAGCCUUAGGAAAUGUAAUAUCUGCUUUAGGUGAUCCGAACAAAGCAAAACAUACUACACACAUUCCAUAUAGAGAUUCGAAGCUUACUCGUCUCCUUCAAGAUUCUCUUGGAGGAAAUGCACAAACCCUAAUGAUUGCUUGCGUAUCUCCUGCUGAAUAUAAUCUUAGCGAAACUGUUAAUACAUUGAAAUAUGCAAAUCGCGCUAGAAAUAUUAAAAAUAAUGCUACCGUGAAUGCUAUUGAAAUAGCUUCUGGAAUUGUAAGUUCAAAUGGUACUUCUACAAACGGAACAUCGUCUGGAACAACUACUCCGGGUAUAAAUGGUAGAGAAACUCCACAACGUUAUAUUAAUGGAAGGGAGACUCCACAACGUUAUAUUAGAAGUGAAUCUCCAAACGAUACAAGACGUUCUUCAAAUACUUCAAAUAUUCCAAUUAUUUCACAGCAACAAGUAGUACAAAAUAAAGAUGUAAAGGCUCUUGAAGAACAACUUCUACAAUUAAAAAGGUCUUAUUCGGAACUUUCUCAACGUUAUGCGAAAACUUCUGCAGAAUUAGCAAUGCAUCAAGAUAAUACUGAUGGUUUAAAUACAGAUGCCACCACAGAACAAUUAUCUAAAAAACCAUUAUCCGUAAUUAAUGAACUCGAUGAGAAAAAUUACAAAAAUUAUGCAUCGUUUCAAGAAGCUGUUGAGCCUGUUAUAGAAGAAUACGAAAAAUCAAUUUCAUCUCUUGAAAGUCAAUUAGCGCGUUCAAAAGCUGCAUUAUUACAUUCUGAUUCGUUAUUGAAAGAAUAUGAACGUAAAUUAGAUUUUGUCGAGCAAUCUAAUGAACAAAGUAAGAUUCAAAUCAACGAUUUAAAAAAUAAGGUUGCUAAGCUUGUCGAGAGAGAAUCUAUUUCGGAACAUUAUAUCAAAGAACUUGAAACUAAAUUUGAAAAACUCUCUUCAGAACAAAUGCAAGAUCAAAAUUUAAUCAGCGAGUUAAAAUCACAAAUUGUCCAAAUGAGAGCUAAUCAUCCUAAUUCGGAAGGAUAUAUUAAAGAUUUAGAAAAUAGGCUUUCUAUAAGUGAAAAUAAAACUACUCAAUUAGUUGAAACUGUUAUAAAACUUGAAGAACGUUUGCAUCAACGUGAGGCGGAAUGUCAUCAACUAGACGAGAUAUUAAAACGAGUUGAUAUUGAUGAUGAAAAAAAAAUACUUUUAAACGAAUUAGAUGAUAGAGAGGAAAGGAUUUUACACCUUGAACAAAAAGUCGAAUCUCUUUUACAAGAAUUAGAAGAAUUAAGAAACCAUGAAGGCAAUCCUUCUCGAUCACAUGACGACUUUGAAUUAUCCUUAACUUCAAAAGAUAUUCCAUUUGCCUCACCAUCAAUUACACUUGGAGUUAAUAAUGAUCCAAUGAAGUAUUCUUCUUUAGAAUCAAAGUUUCUUGAUUUACAGAAAGAACAUGAAAAUAUUUUACAAGAAUUUGAGGAUAUUAAAUCAAAAUAUCAUUCAUGUCUUUUAGAAAUUCAAGGACUUCAAAAUCAAUUAGCUGAAGAAAAAGCAAUUCACCCAGAAAUGAUCGACGAUUUCAAAUCUACUCCUACCACGCCGUUUUCACCACGAUCUCCAGAUUUAAAUGCGUUUAGAUUAUCAUUACCUCCAACGACGAGUUUGAAUAAAUCAUCCAAUUUCAAUAAUUUAGCUACUUCAAAACUUUCCUUCCAUAGAAAGACAAGAUCACUUACCAUGGAUAUUUAUGGAUCAGGGGAAAAAGAUGAUGCUCAUCUUGCUUUGAUACAAAGACUUCGUGAUGAACUUCAACAACUUUCUUCAUUGCAUGAGGAUAAAGAUCAAGGAUUGAUUGCCAUUAAACAAGAAUUCGCAAGAAUUGAAAUGAAUUAUCGUGAAAAUUUAGAACUGGUCGUAGAACUACGUGAAGAAAUAAAAAGGCGUGACGCAUUCGUUCAAAUAGAAGUCAUGUCAGCGAUAACAUCUGAAACGGAAGGUGCGUCUUCUUAUUAUUCUGUCAAUACUAGUGAAGCUGAUUCAUUUGAAAUAGUACAAAGGUUACGUGAAGAAGUUGAACAACUUAAAGAAGAGCAAAAAUUAGCCAUGGAAUCUUUGUCAGAACGUCAAACAUUAUCAUUAAAGGAAGGCAAUGAAGUGCUAAGAAUUGAAUCAAGUAUUCGAGAAUUUCAAGAAGAAUUGAGGCAUUCUCUUGACAACAACGAAGAUGAACGGGUUAUUGAGCUACGGUCACGUAUUAAAGAAUUGGAACAAGAGCUUAUAAAGGCUAAAGAAGUACGGAGACAAGAACACAUUUCCGAGACAGCUUUACAUCUUGAAGAUGGCUUUAAUCCAUCUGAAUCCGGAGAAAAUAUUGAUUUAUCGAAAGAGUCUGAAGGAUAUUCUAAUAACAAAGAAAUUUUGGCGCUGAAACAACGUAUUGACAAACUUCAAUCCGAUAUAGAGUCAAAGAAUCGUACUAUUGCUGCUUUAUUACUGCCAACCGCUGAACAACAAAAUAUAAUUAAAAAAAUUGAAGCUGAAUUGCAAGAAGUUCGAGAAGUUCAACGACAAGUGAUGAAAGAUAAAAAUAAUCAAUUAGGCACUAUUACAGAUAAAGAAAAAACUGAUAACGAUACUAUUAAAACGUUGGAAGCUAGAGUUAAAGAACUUGAAGUUCAACUAACGAAAGCAAAAGAAGCUCAGCAUAUUCCGACUCCAAGAAAUUCUUUCCUACAUGCGGCUGAUCCAACAAAUAGGACUGUUUGCAAAUUACAAGAUAAAUUGUCAGAUUUACAAAAGGAACUUUCACGUAAAUCGGAAACAGAACAGAAUUUAAAAACUGAAAUGGAAUUAGUUAGUACUAUGCAGUCAAAAUUAGAAACUCUUAAGAAUGAUACUAAACGAAAGUACGAUUUAAUUGAAAGUCUUAAGAGAGAUCUAGUUGAUAAAGGCAUGUUACAACAGAAGCUCCAUGAGAAAGAAGCCGAAGUCAAUAUUUUACAAACUCAAUUGUCAACAGUUAGAAAACGAGGUUCUGAAAUGCAACACCAAAUAGAAGUUAUUCAAUCUCAAUUGCAAUCAGAAAAGACGCUAGAUGGAAAUUUAAAUUUACAUACGGAAUUAGAAAAUGUACAAAAAGAACUUAAAGAAGUAAAAGAAAAUGAUAACCUUACGGUCGAUCGCCUUAGGAUUCUAAAUGCUGAGGAAUUAAAACUUCAACAAGACUUACAACGAUUGCGUCAAGAUGAUAUUGUACAAAAAGAAAGAAUUAACGUUUUAGAAUCUAGAUUAGCUCAAGAUCUCGAAGUUGGUGAAGAACUAGUUUCUUUAAGAGCUGAACUAGCAAUUACUAAAGAAACAGAAGCCACACAAAAGCUACAAAUUUCAAAACUUGAAAAUACAUUAAAGGAUUAUGAAGCUGAAAUAAGCGAGCAUAAACAAAAAAGUGAAUCAUUUGAAAUUGGAUUAAAGCAAAUACAAGAAGAUACAAUUGCUAAUACAAAAGAUGAACUUGCAAAAUUUAAAGAAACUGAAUCUCAAUUAAGAUCUACCAUUCAAGAGUUAGAAACUAAGCUCGCAAAAGCAAAUAAGGAAAAUGAGCUAGUUCAAAUGAUAAAAGAUGAGAUCAAAUUAUUGAAAGAAUUAGACAUUGAACAGAAAUCUAAAAUUGAACAAUUACAAUAUCAACUUGAAGAAACUCAAAGUACAAAAAAUUUAGCAACCAAAGAGUUAAAAAGUAUGAAAGAAGAUUUUGUCGCUCAAAAAGAACAUGUCAUGACCUUGGAAGGGGAAUUAAAAGAUGUUCGAGUAGAACUGAUAAAAGCAAAUGAACAACAUUCCAAUAAUAUUAAAGAGCAUGAACAAUUUUCGAUUUUGUUGAACACUACGAAGAAAAAACGAGAUGAGGAAGAGAGGAAGAUCAGGUCAUUGGAAAGUGAAGUAGAAAGAUUAAAAGCUACUGGAGACGCCGACGAAAAAGAUAUAUUAAACUUAAAUACCGAAUUAUCUAAUUCAAAAAUGAAUAUCGAAGCUCAAAAUAAACGUUUAUUUGAAAUUGAAAGUCAGAUGAACCUUAUUGAGAAAGAACGAGGUCAACAUCUUGAGAACGUCAAAGAAUUAAGCGAAAUUCUUGGAACAAAAGAGUUUGAAAAAAAAGAAGCUGUAGUAGCACUUGAAAAUAAAGUUUCGGAUCUUCAAUCUCAACUCGAACAGGCCAAGAAAUCUUCAAAGGUUGAUCAGGAAACAAUUGCAAGUCUAGGAGAAAAACUUGCUUCUAUAAGUUUCCAACUUAAUGAUGAAAAAGAAUCGGAUGAACGACGUGUUCAGAUGAUCAAAAAUCUUGAGAUAGAAUUAAAUGAAGCCAAUGCUUUAUUAUCGGAAAAAGAGCAAUCUCUUUCUGAUAAAAAUUCGAAAUGUGCUGAAUUGGAAGCUAUAAUUGAAAAGAUAAGAACUGAUCUCAAGAACUUAAAUGCAUCCGAAGCUGCUAAAUAUGAUCAAAUCAAUCAAUUGAAAUCCGGUAUUGAACAAGCCAAAAGUUACGAAAGUCAACAAACAGAACUUAUUCUUUGUUUAGAAUCUCAACUUCAAAAAGCUGAAGAACAAAAUGAUGAUUACAGUUCACAACUUGCUGAAGCAAAUUCAGAGAUUGAUACGUUAAAAGAAAAGUGUGUUUCCUUACAAAACAAAAUUAAUGAAGUUCAUCAUGACUCUUUAUUAAAGAAAUUUUCAAAUAUUGAUGAAGGCCUUACGAAAGAAUUAAAGGAAGUUCUAGAAGAAGUACAUGCACAACAAGAGCGCGCGGAUGCAUUACUAAAGGAAACAAACAAGUUGAAAUCGGAAAAGAAUAAUCAUAUUAUUAUUAAUGCAGACCUUGCUCAGCAAAUUGAACGACUUCAAAGGGAUCUUGAAUCUUUAGCUGAAGAAUACGCUGAAGCUGUUACAAAACAAGAAGAUACUGAGGCUCUAAUGAAAGAUCAAAAGAUUCGAAUAUCUGAGUUGGAAACUGCAUUAGAAAUAGCAAAAAAUUCUCAAUCCUUAGGUGUUAAUUCAAAUCCAUCUCUUACAAAACUUGCUGCCGCGAAUGAAAGUUUACGACAAACAAAUGACGAUCUUAAUAAAAAGAUUACAGAAGCUGAACAUCGUGUUUCAACUUUAAGCCUAAGGUUGAAAACGUUAGAGAAUGAGUUAAAACGUACGGAUAAUGAUUCAUCAGUUGAUGUUUUGAAGGCGAAGAUUAAAGGACUUGAAAUUGAAUAUGAAGGAUUAAAACUAUCAAACGAAACAUUACUUGAAGAACGUAUAAAUCUUGAUCAAAGGAUAGAACACUUGGUGCAACAAUUACAAACAUCUGGUCAAGAUGGAAAUAAAACUGCCGUACAUCUUACUGAAUUGAACCUAAAGAUAUUAUCAAUUGAAAAAGAAAUGUCUCAAGAGAAACUAAAAGCUAAAGAAAAUACGUCCGAAAUGCAAAAAGAAAUUACAAGACUUAUCGAAUCAAACGAACAACUUGAGCAUGAGCUUAACGUUUCAAAACACCCUUUAACAGAUACUAUUGGAGACAAUGGAGAUUCACUUGAUUCAGGAUGUACUUAUAAACUUUGCCAAGAAGAAUCCACCAUUUCUCAGCAAAAUAAUCUUAUUAAAGUUCUUCAAGAUAAGAUUAACGCGCUCGAGAAACAAGCCGAAGUUCGUUCUAGUACACCAAUUGCGGAACUCGACGCAGUUGGUGGGUACCGUACAAGUAGUCCAACGAACGAAUUAAGAAAAUGUGCCGCUCGUGAUGGAUCACCUAAAGCAACACCACCCACUCCUCCACCAAAUCAACCUUUACCACCACCUCCACCUCCACCAAAAUCUCCUCUUCCACCAAGACCAGAAUCUCGAAAUGGUUCAAACACGCCUACGCUCGACCUUACAAUGGAAGUACAGAAACUUAAUAAACGAAUUGCAAAGAUGGAAGGAGAAAAUUUAGAAAGUCGUCAACUUGUAGACUCUUUAGAAGCUAUUCUUAAUGAUUCAGAGUCAAAUUUACGUGUUGCAAAUCAACAAUUACAAAUUUUACAACGGGAAAAAUCAGGUUUAAUGAAUCAAAUGAAGAGUUUGCAAAUGCAAUUGGAGGAAACGGAAACACAAUACGAACGUACUAAAACCUCAAUUCAACAAGAAAAGAAAGUUAUUGAGAACGUUUUGUUAGAAGAAAGAAAGGCUAAAGAGCAGGCCGAGAAAGCAAGACGACAACUUGAAAAUCAAUCUCUAGGAGAACGAAUAAUUUUAAACGUAGGCGGUGUUAAGUAUGAAACAUAUAGAUCAACUUUAACCGCAUAUCCAACAACAUUACUUGGUAUAAUGUUUCAAGAACGCAAUAAGGCUUUAUUACACCCUACAAAUGGCAAUGAAUAUUUCAUUGAUAGAGAUGGUAAAUUAUUUCGUUAUAUUUUGCAAUUUUACCGUAAAAAUAAAAUUGUGUGGCCUGAACCUGGCUCCGAAUAUUUUUCUAGAGAAGAAUUAGAAGAAGAAUUUGAUUAUUUUCAAAUUCCCCAAACGCCACAUUUUCAAAAUGAUAAUGUAUUAUCCCCAACAUCAUCCACCAAAAUUUCACCAAUUGCAAAAUUGGUUUCAAACAAAUUAGAUAAUUUUAUAUUAAUAUUAAAACAAUCAAUAAUAGAAAUCUGUACGACAUUAUCUGAAAUAAAUGUAGAAAAUUUUAAUAUUAUAUUCACGAUAACAUUUUCUCAAGAAACUUCAAUAUCAAAUGGUAUAACUUCUCUUAAUUUAAAACCAAAACCCAUGAACAAUCAUGAUAAUUUAAGUAAAAUUUUAUUAAAAUGGUUAUCACCUUUUGGUAAAAUAGGAUAUUUUCUUUUAGAUAAAUUUGGGGAAGAAAUUGGUGAAUACUUACAUCAAAACAUACCCGAAGUUUCCUGGGAAUUGAAUCAUAAAAUUUAUGGUCCUAGGGAAAGAUUUUAUGAUAUUAUUCUAAGUAUUAAUUAUCAAUUUAAUAGAGAUAAUGUAUUGAAAAAUAGUGAAUUAAAUGGAAUUUUCACUAAUAAUGAUGCUGAUGAAUUUUAA